Molecule: messenger RNA, 2214 nt
Organism: Colletotrichum destructivum
Lineage: Eukaryota; Fungi; Ascomycota; Sordariomycetes; Glomerellales; Glomerellaceae
Product: Putative cutinase/acetylxylan esterase, alpha/Beta hydrolase
Exons: 3
Coding region: 1130-1843 (237 amino acids)
Molecular function (GO): hydrolase activity
Source: RefSeq, a predicted model, not a curated record
UUUGUUCGGCCUUGCAGUGCAAUGUCUCAUCUCAACUGACGUCUUUGAAUUCGUCUUCGGCUCACGACGGUACAUUGAUGGUACGAAUACGACCAAGUCGUGGUCCAUCAGGCGUCAUUUGGCCAGGUUUUCGUCCUCGCAGAAGGCUUGCAAGUGCAAGACAGCAUCAUCAUGAGCUCUUCCUUGCCGGAUUUGGGGCCUUGCUACCCUCGAAGAAGCUCGCCGCAACUUGUGGUUGGCUCUGCCUCAAAAUCAGUUCGAACAAAGUUGCCGUAUCAGUCUGGACGAUCAAGCGAUCACCCUCCCCGGCAGGUUCGCACUCUUCGGAGGACUCCGAGAGGGACACGAGAGCCACCAUCAUGGUAGUCAAGCCAGCCCGAGGCGUAUCCGCGAUGGAUCUCGAAUCCAUCCCACCUCAUUCAGCACAGAUAAGCCGACAUUCCGGCCAUGGAGGUCCAUGUCGAACAACGACGUGUUCCAACCCAACCGCAAUCCAUCCAGCUCCACCCUACCUCGCGCCGCAAGUUUGAGGCCCAUCCAUCUCUCGACCUUUUGUUCGCGGUUCGGCCCCUUGAUCCAACAAAAUUCCCCACCUCGGAAACGUCGUGUUGGUCGUGCAUCAUGCGGCACAGCUCUUUUCGUCCCAAAGCUGCGACACGUCCCGUUCCCGCCCUCAGCUUCCCGGAGCUAGGGCUUCAUGCCGUCACUCUCGAGCGUCGGAGCGUUCUGGGUGAGCCCGUGGCGACCGCCAUUCCGUUUCGUCCCGUCCAGGUUCUUGGCUGGAGAACCAAACAAAGGCGAGGCCGUACUUGGUUCCCCAUUGGCGGCGCGGACAUUGGGUUCAUCCGUCGGACGGUAGAUAAUUCUUGUCGUGUUCGGAAGCAACGGUAUACUUCUUCGAGUCCGUUCGAAAAGUCAAUCAUCGCCAACUGUUUUUUUUGGGGCCAGUCGCUUGAGGUGCGGUAGUCUGACAUCCUGCGGAGCCCAUCGUUAUUCGUCGUUGUUUUCUUCUUCUUCCAGGUACAUUAAUGCCGGUCAUCUCUUCCAGCAACAGGUGUGGUUUAAUGUUCAGUUCUCGCCGAGCCCAUCUCUCACGACGAGCCCCCUUGGACGAUUGACAUCGCUCGAUAUGCGUUUCAGCGUGGCAAUCGCAGUCCUCUCCGGUCAUGCCCUGGCCGUACCGUACGCGCCCCAGCGGCUUCAACAACGACAAGGCAACGACUGCCCGCCCAUACACAUCUUUGGCGCGCGUGAGACGACGGCCCCGCCGGGCUUCGGGGCGGCAGCCGGAAUUGUGGAAGACCUUACGAGAGCAAACCGGGGUGCCACGAACGAGGCCAUCAACUACCCUGCUUGCGGGGGCGCGUCGGACUGCCUGGGCAUCAGCUACGCCGACUCGGUGAAGAAUGGGACAACGGCGGUUGCCAAGGCCGUGAACGACUUCAACAAGAAGUGCCCGCAGACGAAGAUUGUCAUGCUGGGGUUCUCGCAGGGCGCCCAAAUCAUAGACAACGCGUACUGCGGCGGCGGAGACACGAUCGAGGGCGUCAAGGACGUCAACGUGCUCAUCUCCAACGAGGCCUUGGGGGCCGUCAAGGUAGCCAUCUUCAUGGGCGAUCCUCGAUACGUUGCCGGGCUCCCCUACGAGGUCGGAACGUGCAAGACACAGGGGUUUGCACCACGGCCCAAAGGGUUUCAGUGUCCCAACGGCGACAAGAUCAAGUCGUUCUGCGACUCUGCCGACCCCUUCUGCUGCAACGGCAACGACCCGGUUGCUCACCUGCAAUACCCGAGCAUCUACGGCGACCAGAUUAAGCAGUUUGUUAGCGACAAGUUGAAAUAGACGCACGACAGGAACGAUCCGAGAUGAGCUAUCGAGACCCAGGAAAGGGGAGGGAAAUAUAGGUUAUGGACCUACAACUCAGCUCGCACUCGGAGACAAGUGUAGUCGAGAGGGAAACCCCGAGGGGGCCGCGCGGUCUCGGGAUAUAAUAGAUGGCCUUCGAAACCGAUAGUCAUUGUGCAUUCUUCUUCUUCUUCUUCUUCUUCUUCUUCUUCUUUCUACCACGGAUCCCUCCACUUUUCGUACGUAGGAGGAGUUCGGUCAAGGAGUACAUAUGAAUCCAUAAUCAGAGCGGCCCAGAGACGACGCUCAGACACGGCCGAGGUUUGGGUAGAAACCUAAGCAUGGACUUGAAAUAAUACUGCCCGUUU